Molecule: messenger RNA, 1425 nt
Organism: Caenorhabditis remanei
Lineage: Eukaryota; Metazoa; Nematoda; Chromadorea; Rhabditida; Rhabditidae
Exons: 7
Coding region: 1-1425 (474 amino acids)
Biological process (GO): stabilization of membrane potential; potassium ion transmembrane transport
Cellular component (GO): membrane
Molecular function (GO): potassium ion leak channel activity
Source: RefSeq, a predicted model, not a curated record
AUGAAAAGCAAUGGAGCCGCUAAAAAAGAUGAAAAAGUGGCGGUACCGGGUAGAAGUAAAAGUGCAGAUAGUAAAUGGAAGGAAAGAAUGAAUCGUGGAAUUGGCAACAUGUCAAAAAGUUUACCUAGUUUUAAUAAGAAUGCCACGAAUAGUGAUAAAUUGAGUGAUACAAAAGUGGUGGUGAUUGAAGAUGAAUCGAAAAAAAAGAAGAAAAAGAAAAAGAAGGACAAGAAUUUGGAUGUAGAAGAGCUCCCACAACAAGAAGAUCCAGAAGUAUUGGCAGCCAAAGAAAAAGAGAAACAAGCAAAAAUUAUGAUAGCCAAUCAAGAUGCCCGGAAUAAAACAAUGUGGAGACACAUGGCAUGGCUGGUCAUUUUAUUUGCAUUCUCGUUAUUUGGAGGUGUCAUUUUCAGUGCUAUCGAAGGUGGCUAUGAAACGACACAGCUCAUCAAAAAGUUUGAACAUGAGAAAGAUGUGUACGAGAGACGAAAGAUCUAUCAAGAGCAACUAUUUCAAAGACUUCGAGAAAUUGAACAAGACAACACGAAUCCUCGUGGAAGGAAUUCAUCACGAGAACACUUCAAACUGGAACAAUCUCGACAUGCAUUGGAAUGGUACGAACAGAAAAUGGGAGUGACGAUUUAUGAACCACAGAUGAGAGAAACGAAAUGGAAUCUAUGGGGUGGAGUGUAUUACUCUGCAAGUUUAUAUACAACUAUUGGAUACGGUAACUUCCAUCCGCUUACUAAAAGUGGAAGAAUCAUUUCGAUGAUGUAUGCUUGUGUUGGUAUUCCACUGGUUUUCACAAUUCUUCUCGAUUGGGGAUUCUUGUAUUUUACGUGGAUUGAGUAUGGCUGGAAUCGAUUUAAUGAAAACUUCUGUCAAAAAAGCCUUCAAAGAGACAUGCAAAGAAGAAUACGUCGAGAGAGAAUUCGCCGAGUUGGAAGUGAGCUCUCAUUAUCAUCCACAGCUCCUUUGCUUCAUCGAACAACAACUCAACUGUCAAAUCCCGUUCAACAUAUUGAAUCAAAUCAUCCGUUAACUCCUCUUGAUGUCGAUGUUCCUAUGGGAGAACAAGUACAAACUGUACCCAUCAAGUCUGCUGUCAUUUUCUUCUUUUUGUGGAUUAUGAUAUCUGCGUUCAUUGUCAGUCAUACAGGCUCCAUCAUAGACAGCAGCACAGUUAUGGACACAGAGAUUGUAGCAGGUCUGAUUGGUUUGAGUGGCAAAACUGAUCCAUGGAGAGCAAUUGUCAUAAGAUGCUCCACCAUUGACAGAGGCACAGUAGUUCUGACAGAUAGCCAAGGUAACUGCAGAAACAGUGGAGAAGAGAGCAAGAGCAAUGAGGAAACGGAACAUCUGGAAAUGGUUGAGAUGAGAAGAUCUCUGAAAACUGUCGGAUUAGAACUUACCAUGAUGAAUUGA